AUGGCACCUCGUAAUACACCACCUACAGCAACAUUGACACCUCACACAAUAUCACCUACAGCAAUCCUGGCACCUCGUAAUACACCACCUACAGCAACCUUGACACCUCAAACAAUAUCACCUUCAGCAAUCCUGGCACCUCGUAAUACACCACCUACAGCAACCUUGACACCUCACACAAUAUCACCUACAGUAAUCCUAGCACCUCGUAAUACACCACCUACAGCAACCUUGACACCUCACACAAUAUCACCUACAGCAAUCCUGGCACCUCGUAAGACACCACCUACAGCAACCUUGACACCUCAAACAAUAUCACCUACAGCAAUCCUGGCACAUCGUAAUACACCACCUACAGCAACCUUGACACCUCACACAAUAUCACCUACAGCAAUCCUAGCACCUCGUAAUACAUCACCUAUAGCAACCUUGACACCUCACACAAUAUCACCUAUAGCAAUCCUAGCACCUCGUAAUACAUCACCUACUGCAACCAUGACACCUCAAACAAUAUCACCUACAGCAAUCCUGGCACCUCGUAAUACACCACUUACAGCAACCUUGACACCUCACACAAUAUCACUUACAGCAAUGCUGGCACCUCGUGAUACACCACCUACAGCAACAUUGACACCUCAAACAAUAUCACCUACAGCAAUCCUGGUACCUCGUAUUACACCACCUACAGCAACCUUGACACCUCACACAAUAUCACCCACAGCAAUCCCGGUACCUCGUAAUACACCACCUACAGCAACCUUGACACCUCACACAAUAUCACCUACAGCAAUCCCGGCACCUCGUUAUACAUCACCUACAGCAACAUUGACACCUCACACAAUAUCACCUGCAGCAAUCCUGGCACCUCGUAAUACACCACCUACAGCAACCCUGACACCUCAAACAAUAUCACCUACAGCAAUUCUGGCACCUCGUAAUACACCACCUACAGCAACCUUGACACCUCACACAAUAUCACCUACAGCAAUCAAGGCUCCUCGUAAUACACCACCUACAGCAACCUUGACACCUCACACAAUAUCACCUACAGCAAUCCUGGCACCUCGUAAUACACCACCUACAGCAACCUUGACACCUCACACAAUAUCACCUACAGCAAUCCUGGCACCUCGUAAUACACCACCUACAGCAACCUUGACACCUCAAACAAUAUCACCUACAGCAAUCCUGGCACCUCGUAAUACACCACCUACAGCAACCUUGACACCUCACACAAUAUCACCUACAGCAAUCCUGGCACCUCGUAAUACACCACCUACAGCAACCUUGACACCUCAAACAAUAUCACCUACAGCAAUCCUGGAACCUCGUAAUACAUCAACUACAACAACCUUGACACCUCACAAAAUAUCACCUACAGCAAUCCUGGCACCUCGUAAUACACAACUUACAGCAACCUUGAAACCUCAAACAAUAUCACCUACAGCAAUCCUAGCACGUCGUAAUACACCACCUACAGCAACCUUGACACCUCACACAAUAUCACCUACAGCAAUCCUGGCACCUGGUAAUACAACACCUACAGCAACCUUGACACCUCACACAAUAUCACCUACAGCAAUCCUGGCACCUCGUAAUACACCACUUACAGCAACCUUGACACCUCACACAAUAUCACCUACAGCAAUCCCGGUACCUCGUAAUACACCACCUACAGCAACCUCGACACCUCAAACAAUAUCACCUACAGCAAUCCUGGCACCUCGUAAUACACCACUUACAGCAACCUUGACACCUCACACAAUAUCACCUACAGCAAUCCUGGCACCUCGUAAUACACCACCUACAGCAACCUUGACACCUCAAACAAUAUCACCUACAGCAAUCCUGGCACCUCCUAAUACACCACCUACAACAACCUUGACACCUCACAAAAUAUCACCUACAGCAAUCCGGGCACCUCGUAAUACACCACCUACAGCAACCUUGACACCUCAAACAAUAUCACCUACAGCAAUCCUCGCACCUCCAAUCCUGGCACCUCGUAAUACACCACCAAGAGCAACCUUGACACCUCACACAAUAUCACCUACAGCAAUCCGGGCACCUCGUAAUACACCACCUACAGCAACCUUGACACCUCACACAAUAACACCUACAGCAAUACGGGCACCUCGUAAUACACCACAUACAGCAACCUUGACACCUCACACAGUAAUACCUACAGCAAUCCUGGCACAUCGUAAUACACCACCUACAGCAACAUUGACACCUCAAACAAUAUUACCUGCAGCAAUCCUGGAACCUCGUAAUACAUCACCUACUGCAACCAUGACACCUCAAACAAUAUCACCUACAGCAAUCCUGGCACCUCGUAAUACACCACUUACAGCAACCUUGACACCUCACACAAUAUCACUUACAGCAAUGCUGGCACCUCGUGAUACACCACCUACAGCAACAUUGACACCUCAAACAAUAUCACCUACAGCAAUCCUGGUACCUCGUAUUACACCACCUAGAGCAACCUUGACACCUCACACAAUAUCACCUACAGUAAUCCUGGCACCUCGUAAUACACCACCUACAGCAACCUUGACACCUCAAACAAUAUCACCUACAGCAAUCCUGGCACCUCCAAUCCUGGCACCUCGUAAUACACCACCUAGAGCAACCUUGACACCUCACACAAUAUCACCUACAGCAAUCCGGGCACCUCGUAAUACACCACCUACAGCAACCUUGACACCUCACACAAUAACACCUACAGCAAUACGGGCACCUCGUAAUACACCACAUACAGCAACCUUGACACCUCACACAGUAAUACCUACAGCAAUCCUGGCACAUCGUAAUACACCACCUACAGCAACAUUGACACCUCAAACAAUAUCACCUGCAGCAAUCCUGGAACCUCGUAAUACAUCACCUACUGCAACCAUGACACCUCAAACAAUAUCACCUACAGCAAUCCUGGCACCUCGUAAUACACCACUUACAGCAACCUUGACACCUCACACAAUAUCACUUACAGCAAUGCUGGCACCUCGUGAUACACCACCUACAGCAACAUUGACACCUCAAACAAUAUCACCUACAGCAAUCCUGGUACCUCGUAUUACACCACCUACAGCAACCUUGACACCUCACACAAUAUCACCCACAGCAAUCCCGGUACUUCGUAAUACACCACCUACAGCAACCUUGACACCUCACACAAUAUCACCUACAGCAAUCCCGGCACCUCGUUAUACACCACCUACAGCAACAUUGACACCUCACACAAUAUCACCUGCAGCAAUCCUGGCACCUCGUAAUACACCACCUACAGCAACCCUGACACCUCAAACAAUAUCACCUACAGCAAUUCUGGCACCUCGUAAUACACCACCUACAGCAACCUUGACACCUCACACAAUAUCACCUACAGCAAUCAAGGCUCCUCGUAAUACACCACCUACAGCAACCUUGACACCUCACACAAUAUCACCUACAGCAAUCCUGGCACCUCGUAAUACACCACCUACAGCAACCUUGACACCUCACACAAUAUCACCUACAGCAAUCCUGGCACCUCGUAAUACACCACCUACAGCAACCUUGACACCUCAAACAAUAUCACCUACAGCAAUCCUGGCACCUCGUAAUACACCACCUAGAGCAACCUUGACACCUCACACAAUAUCACCUACAGCAAUCCUGGCACCUCGUAAUACACCACCUACAGCAACCUUGACACCUCAAACAAUAUCACCUACAGCAAUCCUGGAACCUCGUAAUACAUCAACUACAACAACCUUGACACCUCACAAAAUAUCACCUACAGCAAUCCUGGCACCUCGUAAUACACAACUUACAGCAACCUUGAAACCUCAAACAAUAUCACCUACAGCAAUCCUGGCACGUCGUAAUACACCACUUACAGCAACCUUGACACCUCACACAAUAUCACCUACAGCAAUCCUGGCACCUCGUAAUACACCACCUACAGCAACCUUGACACCUCAAACAAUAUCACCUACAGCAAUCCUGGCACCUCGUAAUACACCACCUACAACAACCUUGACACCUCACAAAAUAUCACCUACAGCAAUCCGGGCACCUCGUAAUACACCACCUAGAGCAACCUUGACACCUCAAACAAUAUCACCUACAGCAAUCCUCGCACCUCCAACCUUGACACCUCAAACAAUAUCACCUACAGCAAUCCUGGCACCUCGUAAUACACCACCUGGAGCAACCUUGACACCUCACACAAUAUCACUUACAGCAAUCCGGGCACCUCGUAAUACACCACCUGCAGCAACCUUGACACCUCACACAAUAUCACCUACAGCAAUCCUGGCACCUCGUAAUACACCACCUAGAGCAACCUUGACACCUCACACAAUAUCACCUACAGCAAUCCUGGCACCUCGUAAUACACCACCUACAGCAACCUUGACACCUCAAACAAUAUCACCUACAGCAAUCCUGGCACCUCGUAAUACACCACCUAGAGCAACCUUGAAACCUCACAAUAUCACCUACAGCAAUCCUGGCACCUCCAACCUUGACAACUCAAACAAUAUCACCUUAGAAACCCCGGUACCUCGUAAUACACCACCUACAGCAACCUUGACACAUCACACAAUAAUACCCGCAGCAAUCCUGGCACCUCGUAAUACACCACCUACAGCAACAUUGACACCUCAAACAAUAUCACCUGCAGCUAUCCUGGAACCUCGUAAUACAUCACCUACAACAACAUUGACACCUCAAACAAUGUCACCUAAGAAAUCCCGCAACCCUGACACCUCAAACAGUAUCACCUACAGCAACCUGGCACUUCGUAAUACACCACCUACAGCAACCCUGACACAUCACACAAUAUCACCUAGAGCAAUCAAGGCCCCUCGUAAUACACCACCUACAGCAACCUUGACACCUCAAACAAUAUCACCUACAGCAACCCUGGCGCCUCGUAAUACACCACCUACAGCAACCUUGACACCUCACACAAUAUCACCUACAGCAAUCCUGGCACCUCGUAAUACACCACCUACAGCAACCUUGACACCUCAAACAAUAUCACCUUCAGCAAUCCUGGCACCUCGUAAUACACCUACAGCAAUCCUGGCACCUCGUAAUACACCACCUACAGCAACCUUGACACCUCACACAAUACCACCUACAGCAAUCCGGGCACCUCCAACCUUGACACCUCACACAAUAUCACCUAUAGCAAUCCUGGCACCUCGUAAUACUCCCGCUACAGCAACCUUGACACCUCACACAAUAUCACCUACAGCAAUCCUGGCACCCCGUAAUACACCACCUACAGCAACCUUGACACCUCAAACAAUAUCACCUACAGCAAUCCUGGUACCUCGUAAUACAUCACCUACAGCAACCUUGACACCUCACACAAUAUCACCUACAGCAAUCCCGGUACCUCGUAAUACACCACCUACAGCAACCUUGACACCUCACACAAUAUCACAUACAGCAAUCCCGGCACCUCGUAAUACACCACCUACAGCAACCUUGACACCUCACACAAUAAUACCUAGAUCAAUCCUGGCACCUCGUAAUACACCACCUACAGCAACCCUGACACCUCAAACAGUAUCACCUAAAGCAAUCAUGGCACCUCGUAAUACACCACCUACAGCAACCCUGACACCUCACACAAUAUCACCUACAGCAAUCAAGCCCCCUCGUAAAACACCACCUACAGCAACCUUAACACCUCACACAAUAUCACCUACAGCAAUCCUGGCACCUCGUAAUAUACCACCUACAGCAACCUUGACACCUCACACAAUAUCACCUACAGCAAUCCUGGCACCUCGUAAUACACCACCUACAGCAACCUUGACACCUCAAACAAUAUCACCUACAGCAAUCCUGGCACCUCGUAAUACACCACCUAGAGCAACCUUGACACCUCACACAAUAUCACCUACAGCAUUCCGGGCACCUCGUAAUACACCACCUACAGCAACCUUGACACCUCAAACAAUAUCACCUACAGCAAUCCUGGCACCUCGUAAUACACCACCUAGAGCAACCCUGACAUCUCAAACAAUAUCACCUACAGCAAUCCGGGCACCUCGUUAUACACCACCUACAGCAACCUUGACACCUCACACAAUAUCACCUACAGCAAUCCGGACACCUCAUAAUACACCACCUACAGCAACCUUGACACCUCAAACAAUAUCACCUACAGCAAUCCUGGCAUCUCGUAAUACACCACCUACAGCAACCUUGACACCUCAAACAAUAACACCUACAGGAAUCCUGGCACCUCGUAAUACACCACCUACAGCAACCUUGACACCUCAAACAAUAUCACCUACAGGAAUCCUGACACCUCGUAAUACACCACCUACAGCAACCUUGACACCUCACACAAUAUCGCCUACAGCAAUCCUGGCACCUCCAAUCCUGGCACCUCGUAAUACACCAUCUACAGCAACCUUGACACCUCACACAAUAUCACCUACAGCAAUCCCGGUACCUCGUAAAACACCAACUACAGCAACCUUGACACCUCACACAUUAUCACCUACAGCAAUCCCGGCACCUCGUAAUACACCACCUACAGCAACCUUGACACCUCACACAAUAUCACCUACAGCAAUCCCGGCACCUCGUAAUACACCACCUACAGCAACCUUGACACCUCACACAAUAAUACCUAGAGCAAUCCUGGCACCUCGUAAUACACCACCUACAGCAACCCUGACACCUCAAACAGUAUCACCUACAGCAAUCCUGGCACCUAGUAAUACACCACCUACAGCAACCCUGACAACUCACACUAUAUCACCUACAGCAAUCAAGCCCCCUCGUAAUACACCACCUACAGCAACCUUGACACCUCACACAAUAUCACCUACAGCAAUCCUGGCACCUCGUAAUACACCACCUACAGCAAUCUUGACACUUCACACAAUAUCACCUACAGCAAUCUUGGCACCUCGUAAUACACCACCUACUGCAACCUUGACACCUCAAACAAUAUCACCUACAGCAAUCCUGGCACCUCGUAAUACACCACCUACAGCAACCUUGACACCUCAAACAAUAUCACCUACAGCAAUCCGGGCACCUCGUAAUACACAACCUAGAGCAACCUUGACACCUCACACAAUAUCACCUACAGCAAUCCUGGCACCUCGUAAUACACCACCUAGAGCAACCUUGACACCUCACACAAUAUCACCUACAGCAAUCCGGGCACUCGUAAUACACCACCUACAGCAACCUUGA
Mercenaria mercenaria is the source of this 7221-nucleotide messenger RNA. RefSeq names its product mucin-2-like. Bases 1 to 7221 code for a protein of 2406 amino acids. The record is from RefSeq and is a predicted model, not a curated record. The transcript is spliced from 8 exons. NCBI's taxonomy places the organism in Eukaryota, Metazoa, Mollusca, Bivalvia, Venerida, Veneridae.